CUUCUUUAAUUCAUAAGUACGCCAUACAUUGCCCAUAAUAAGCUAUCAUCCGCUUCUUAUUAAAACGGAUUAUUUACUCCAUAUUUCAAAAAUAUUUAUUUUCUUUACUAUAAGCAAUGUUGCCUAGGCUAUUUAUUUUAUAUUAUUCAUUAAGUUUAUUUCUUUAAAUAUUUAAUUUAUCUUUAUAAUUAAAUUGAUAGUUCACGAUAAUAAUGUGCAAAUAAACGCGCUAUGCACUGCAUUGUCACAGACGUACAGUGAUGUCGCUUAGCUUGUCCUGCCUUGAAGGAUAAAACAGUAUUUGGUUGCAUUCUUGAAACAUCAGCAAUGCGAUUUGCUCACUCACCCUCAUUCAUGGCCUCUCCACUUCACACAUGUCAAGGACCAGCAGCAUAGCUUAGGAGAGAUCGUCGUCUUCCGCCCAUGGCAAUCCCGUGAAGCCUCGCCAUUCCCCAUGCCGAAGCAACCCCGCCGCCGUAGUACUCGCUAUAAAUCCACCUCGCCGCUGCUUCUUCUCGGUGUCUCGCAUUGCCGGACGGCCGGCGUCGACAUGAGGCUCGUGGUGGUGUGGCUCGCCGCGGUGGCGGUUCUUGGUCUGGCCAGCCAUGGGCGCCCCGCGGCGGCGGCGGCAGCGACGACGCUGUCGACGGCGUCGAGGUGGAUCGUCGACGAGGGCGGGAACAGGGUGAAGCUGGCGUGCGUGAACUGGCCGUCGCACCUGGAGCCGAUGCUGGCGGAAGGGCUGGGCAAGCAGCCUGUGGGCGCCAUCGCCAAGGACGUGGUCGCCAUGGGUUUCAACUGCGUCCGCCUCACCUGGGCCACGUUCAUGGUGACCAACGCCUCCUACUCCUCCCUCACCGUCGCCCAGUCCUUCCAGCGCCUCAACCUCACCGAGUCCCUCGCCGCCAUCCGCGUCAACAACCCCUCCCUCGUCGACCUCAAGCUCAUCGACGCCUUCAAGGCGGUGGUGAGUAGCCUGGGGGAGAACGGCGUGAUGGUGAUACUGGACAACCACGUGAGCAAGCCGGGGUGGUGCUGCGGCAACAACGACGGCAACGGCUUCUUCGGCGACGCGUACUUCGACCCGGACGUGUGGGUCGACGGCCUCACCAAGAUGGCCACCAUGUUCGCCGCCGUCCCCAGCGUCGUCGCCAUGAGCCUCCGCAACGAGCUCCGGGGCCCCCGCCAGAACUCCGCCGACUGGUACAAGUACAUGCAGCGCGGGGCGGAGGCGGUGCACGCGGCGAACCCGCGCGUGGUGGUGAUCCUGUCCGGCAUGAGCUUCGACAACGACCUGGCGUUCCUCAACUCGCGGCAGGUGAACGUCAGCUUCGCCGGGAAGGUGGCGUUCGAGGUGCACUGGUACGGCUUCUCCGACGGGCAGGCGUGGCGGGCGGGGAACGCCAACCAGGUGUGCGCGCGGGUGGCGGCGAGCGUGUCGCGCCGCGCGCUGUACCUGCUCGACCAAGGGUGGCCGGUGUUCCUCAGCGAGUUCGGCGUCGACAACCGCGGCGGCAACGUCAACGACAACCGGUACUACGGCUGCGUCGCCGCCGUCGCCGCCGACCUCGACCUCGACUGGGCGCUCUGGACGCUGCAGGGGAGUUACUACCUCCGGGAGGGCGUCCUGGGCCUCGACGAGGUCUACGGCGUGCUCGACUGGGCGUGGUGCAAGCCCCGCAACGACACCGCCCUGACCAGGCUCCACGCCCUGCAGCGCCCCUUCAGAGGGCCUGGUCUGGCGGAGGCGGCGCCGUACACGGUGAUGUUCCACCCGACGACGGGGCGGUGCGUGGUGCGGCGGUCGUCGUCGGUGGUGCAGACGACGCUGGAGCUGGGGUCCUGCGGCGAGGCGGAGGCGUGGGCGUACACGGCGAGCCAGCAGAGGCUGUCGCCGCGGGACAGCCCGCUGCUGUGCCUCCGCGCCGAGGGCGCCGGCCGGCCGGCGCGCCUCGGCCUGUCGUGCGGCGACGAGCUGGCGCGGUGGAGCCUCACCUCGGACUCCAAGCUGCACCUCGCCGUCAACGCCUCGUCGUCGUCGUCGUCCCCCGAGACCAGCAACGGCGGCAUGCUCUGCCUGGACGUCGGCGACGAUGGCCGGAGCUUGGUGACCAACCCGUGCCGGUGCCUGAGCGCGGACAACAGCUGCGACCCGGAGAGCCAGUGGUUCAAGCUGGUGACCAGCACGAGGAGCGUGGCGGCGACGAACACCAUGCUCGCGCAGCUGCCGCCAAAGCUCAGGUCAUGGAAGAUUAGGUCCCUCUGAUGAUUAGCCAAAUCCAUCUUGCACGUGCGCGUGAGCACAAGCUCACCAUAUACAUGGUGGAGUAAUCCACGUAUCCAUUGUUGUUGUAGAAUGAUCUUGCAAAUUGCAAUCGCCAUGACGCCAUCUGGCGCAGGAAGGAGAAGACACUGCCCUUGAACAAGAGCGGUGUUCUUGUGAUGUAACAAUUCAAUUCAUGAUUCAUCCAUGCAAUUCCUUCCCGUCUCUUAUAAAGUUACGUACAGGUUUACCGCGAGA
Oryza sativa Japonica Group (Japanese rice) is the source of this 2521-nucleotide messenger RNA. Its product is annotated as glycosyl hydrolase 5 family protein. Lineage: Eukaryota; Viridiplantae; Streptophyta; Magnoliopsida; Poales; Poaceae. The record is from RefSeq and is a predicted model, not a curated record. Gene Ontology annotation, molecular function: hydrolase activity, hydrolyzing O-glycosyl compounds.